Molecule: messenger RNA, 8026 nt
Organism: Osmerus eperlanus (European smelt)
Lineage: Eukaryota; Metazoa; Chordata; Actinopteri; Osmeriformes; Osmeridae
Gene: lrrc7
Product: leucine rich repeat containing 7
Exons: 28
Coding region: 594-5816 (1740 amino acids)
Biological process (GO): cell-cell adhesion; establishment or maintenance of epithelial cell apical/basal polarity; receptor clustering
Cellular component (GO): basolateral plasma membrane; adherens junction; postsynaptic membrane
Molecular function (GO): protein binding
Source: RefSeq, a predicted model, not a curated record
CUUUCCGUAGCGAUGCGCGAGGAAAGACACUCCCUUGAUUACAUUCGUGAGGAAUCCGUUUUCCGCACCGGGAAGGACGUUAAAUUGCACAUCGAAGGAAGACAAUGCAAUACAAUAACCCAAGGUGCAAUUCAACAAGAUAGGCUACCUGGUAUCUCCCAAAAGCGUUUCCCGAACAGCCGCUUUGUGAUCGCAACAUAAUUCUUUUCUUUUUUUCUUGCGUGCAUCUCAGUAACCGGACUUGACAGCGUCUUGAAUAUUUAGUCAUGAUCUUGAAGCCCCGGAUACAGGCUAGCUAAGCAAUGGUGUGGAGUUCAUAUAGUUUACACUGACACCGACAGCAUCUUCGGUAAUACCGUGUAGUAGGGUUUUACCGUACGACUUUUAAUCUUUGAUCUGGCCUUCGUCGUCAGCACGCGGCUGCUCGGGGGUUCCAUUAUGAUAGGGACCCGUGCAGACGCUGCCUCCGGGAGACAAACCGCGCGCUGCUGUGAUGCUGUUUAAAUCUUCUCCUCCGCGCUCCCCUUUACCGACGGCUCCGGCCCGCGACAGGAUUUACAACCGGACUAAGAUACUUUACAUUGAGCUGCCAAAUGGACAAUUACUCGAGCCUUCAACUGCAGUGUCUGGAGAUGACCACCAAGAGGAAGCUGAUUGGGCGGCUGGUGCCGUGCAGAUGUUUCCGUGGCGAGGAGGAGGUGAUCUCCGUGCUGGAUUACUCCCACUGCAGUCUGCAGCAGGUGCCCAAGGAGAUCUUCAGCUUCGAGCGCACCCUGGAGGAGCUCUAUCUGGACGCCAACCAGAUAGAGGAGCUGCCCAAGCAACUGUUUAACUGUCAGGCUUUGAAGAAACUGAGCAUGCCCGACAAUGACCUGUCAAACCUGCCCACCACCAUCGGCAGCCUGGUCAACCUCAAGGAGCUGGACAUCAGUAAAAACGGUAUCCAAGAGUUUCCAGACAACAUCAAGUGUUGUAAAUGCCUGUCUGUGGUGGAGGCCAGUGUCAACCCCAUCGCCAAACUUCCAGAUGGUUUCACCCAGCUCCUCAACCUGACUCAACUCUUCUUGAACGAUGCCUUCCUGGAGUAUCUACCCGCUAACUUUGGAAGACUGUCCAAACUACGGAUCUUGGAGCUACGAGAGAACCACCUGAAGACAAUGCCAAAGUCCAUCCACAGACUGUCUCAACUGGAACGGCUAGAUUUGGGGAGCAACGAGUUUUCAGAGAUGCCAGAGGUCUUGGAGCAGAUUCACAACCUGAAGGAACUGUGGCUGGACAACAACUCUCUCCAGUCCAUACCUGGGUCCCUGGGCAAGCUGAGACAGCUACGCUACCUGGACCUGGCUAAGAACCGGAUCGAGAGUCUGGACACAGACGUCUCAGGCUGCGAGUCUCUGGAAGACCUUCUGCUCUCCUCCAACAUGCUGCAGCACCUUCCGGACUCGAUAGGAAUGUUGAAGAAGCUCACCACUCUCAAAGUGGACGACAACCAGCUCACCUCACUGCCUAACACCAUCGGGAGUGGACGAGCCAAACUAGGUCUGUCCCUGCUGGAGGAGUUUGACUGCAGCUGUAACGAGCUGGAGUCUCUGCCUCCCACCAUCGGCUACCUGACCAACCUCAGGACCUUCGCUGCUGAUGAGAACUUCCUCACAGAGCUGCCCAGGGAGAUCGGCAACUGCAGGAAUGUGACUGUCAUGUCUCUGCGCUCCAACAAACUGGAGUUCCUGCCCGACGAAAUAGGACAGAUGACCAAGCUGCGAGUCUUAAACCUCAGUGACAACAGGUUAAAGAAUCUACCUUUCACCUUCACCAAACUAAAGGAUCUGGCUGCUUUGUGGCUCUCAGACAAUCAGUCCAAGGCUCUGAUCCCCCUCCAGACAGAGGCCCACCCAGAGACCAAGCAGAGAGUCCUCACCAACUACAUGUUCCCCCAGCAACCACGACACGACGAAGACUACCAGUCGGACACAGACAGCUUCAACCCCACCCUGUGGGAGGAGCAGAGGCAACAGAGGAUGACGGUGGCCUUCGAGUUCGAGGAGAAGAAGGAGGAGGAGGACAACUCUGGCAAAGUCAAGGUGGAGAUUAACCUGAAGCGCUACCCCACUCCCUAUCCCGAGGACCUGAAGAACAUGGUGAAGUCGGUCCAGAGUCUGGUGGGUAAGAGUGGUCACCAGGGCGGCGCCAACACCAACUCCUCCGGAACCAACAUGGAGCAUCUGAGCAAGGAGCAGUACGAGCCCCCUUGGCCUCUGCCCCCUAAAGAGGUUUUAGAAAGAGACUUGCAGGACUUCACUCAGGCACAGCUAGUGGAGCAGGGAGCCAUCCACAACUCUGCUAUCGACAUCCCCAUGAGGAAAGACAAGGAGGAUCUUAUGGAAAGCUCAGAGAUUGCUUUACAUGGCGUGGUCUCCCAGCAUCCUCUACCAGAGCUCCCGCCCGCAGGCUCGGCUCGCUACCGCCUCCUCGACUCCAUGGGAGGCUCCCCGAAUGACAUCCGGAUCUCGGACAUGCGGCCCACCCUGGUGGACCCCCCCAUGUACAAGCCCAAGGUGGUGCUCCUGGGCAAGGACAAGAAAGAGUCCACGGACGACUCGGAGGCAGACAAGAUGCAGUGUGUGAACCACAGUGGCUCCUCUGCCACCUACUCGGACUACUCCCCGUCGCAGGGCUCCUCCGGGUCCUCCAACCCUCCCCCCAACACCGCCAUGCACACCCCGGGGAAGGACGGCGGCCCACAGACACACUGGACCAACAGGCUGGCCCAGUCGUUCCCCAAGCCCCUGGAGACCAAGCCCCUGCUGAGCCAGAGGGAGACCCCUCCGUCCGGCGGCACGCUGCAGCAGCGCGGCGAGCGCCGGCCCCUCAGCGACUCCUACGACAGCUGGGGCGAGGUGCCCCACUACGACAACACGGGCUUCGUGUCCGAGGAGGCCCCCCUGGAGCCCCCCGCCGGGGGAAGCGCGGGGAACCCCAUGCUGGGCUCCAAGCCGCGCAGCGCCUCCACCCACGGGCGGCGCCCCCUGAUGAGGCAGGAGCGCAUCGUGGGCGUGCCCCUGGACCUGGAGCAGACGCCGCAUGCCUUCCACAACGCCCGCGCCCCCCCCGACAACCAAGUGCCUCCCCCCACCCCGGCCAACCCCUGGCAGAACUGGACGCGCACCCCGAGUCCCUUCGAGGACCGCACCGCCUUCCCCUCCCGCCUCGACCCCACGCCGUCCUCCAGUCCCCGCCCCGACCGGAAGGACUUCGAGGGGGAACUCGCCGAGAUGCAGGGCCCCUUCCCCUCCGCCGGGAACUGGAGCUACCUGGAUCCGACGCAGGGCGGUGGGGGGCGGGGCCAGGCGGGAGGGCGGGGCCAGGGCCAGGGCGGAGCCAGCGUAUUCGCCCACGGCCAGCCCAGGAAGGACCCCUCCAAGGUCGCCAUGGUGAUGAGCAAGAGCUCGGAGCGCCUGUCUCCCAUGAUGAAGGAGGUGAAGGCCAAGUUCAAGAAGAGUCAGAGCAUCGACGAGAUGGACAUGGGCUCCUACAAGAUCUACAGCAUCCCCAUGGACAGCUACAGCUCCAGCAUCGAGCACCAGGGCAGCGUGGAGCACACCGACAUGCCGGGCCAGGGCAUGGGGGGCCUGGGGGAGCAGAGCAUGUCCAGGAGCCAGUCAGCCCCCAUGCUGGACGACGACUUGGACUACGGCGCCUCCAAGGCGGGCCAGCAGAAGCCGGCGGUCCCUAAGAAGGUCUACCAUUUCGACCAGAGCUUCAACCCCCAGGGCCCCCUGGAGAGACGCGCCCCCCCUCCCUUCCCCAACACCCCCGAGUACGCCAACCAACCGGGCAAGACGCUCCCCAAGGAGCUGAUCAGCCCACGGGGUUACCGCGGCUACCCGCCCCUGGAGAUGUUCUCCUUCGCCCAGUCGCCGGGCAACGAGGACAACCCCCCUCCUCCCCCCCAGCAGCAGCCCCUCCCGUCCCAGCGCUCGCGGCCGGGCUUCCUGCGCCGGGCCGACUCCCUGGUGAGCUCCACGGAGCUGGCGCUGUUCCGGCGCGUCCAGGAAGCGCAGGACCAGGCGGAGCUCUACGCCCGCCAGCUGCCCUUCUCCAGCCUCCACGACCACAACAGCCUGGCGGGCAGCCUCCUCGACGCCCAGCCUCCGUCCCACAAGAGGAACGGCCGCUACGAGGAGGACUACUCCUCCUACCAGGAGCAGAAGAAGCCCGUCAUGGCCUACCCCACCAAGAGCUUGACCCAGCGGCGCCCGCUGUCGGCGCGGAGCUACAGCACGGAGACCUACGGGGCGUCGCAGGCCCGGCCCGUGUCGGCCCGGCCCACCAUGGCGGCGCUGCUGGAGAAGAUGCCCCCGGACUACAACCUGAGCACGUGCACCGAGAAGGGCCCGGAGCCGGCGCCGCGGGCCGCCGUGCCGGCCAAGCCCGAGGACAUCACGUCCAAGAUGCCGGUGGAUUGGAGGCAGCAGCUGCUUCGCCACAUCGAGUCCAAGAGGCUGGACCGGAGCGCUGUCCUUAAGCACAACACAGUAAACUUUGGCAUGCUGUGUUCGGGAGGCUAUGCAUCGCAUGCCGGCAGAAGCAUGACUAUAAACUUUUACAAUAACACAAAGCAUGAGAACCAAACUUCUCACUGGCUACCUCUACUCAACAGCCCCUCCCAGCAGGGCGGCAUGCUGGACAACGGCCAGGAGGGGGCGCCGGGCAGCGGCCAGUGGGCGCCCUACUCUCUGGGCCGCAGGGAUGUGCCCCCUGAAAUCAUGAAGAAGGCAGGCCACGUCCCGCACCAAUCACAGACCAUGAUAGUGACCUCAGCCUCGGCCACGCCCCCACACCGCUCGGCACGGGAACAGCAGUACGAAGGGGCUAUAAACAAGAUCUCCAUCCAGCAGUACCAGGCGGGCCUGCCCAUGGCCAUAUCCCCCUCAGCCAACCCCCAGUACCAACCUAGCAUGACCAUGGCUAUACACGCCUCUAAUCAGUACCAGACUGGCUCCUCCUCCAACCACCCCCAGUACCAGACUGGCCCCUCCUCCAACCAAUACCAGACUGGCUCCUCCUCCAAUCACCCCCAGUACCAGACUGGCCCCUCCUCCAAUCACCCCCAGUACCAGACUGGCUCCUCCUCCAACCAUCCCCAGUACCAGACUGGCCCCUCCUCCAAUCACCACCAAUACCAGACUGGCCCCUCCUCCAACCAAUACCAGACUGGCUCCUCCUCCAACCAAUACCAGACUAGCUCCUCCUCUAACCACCCUCAGUACCAGACUGGUCCCUCCUCCAACCAAUACCAAACUAGCUCCUCCUCCAACCAAUACCAGACUGGCACCUCCUCCAACCAAUACCAGACUGGUCCCUCCUCCAACCAGUACCAGACUGGCUCCUCCUCCAACCACCCCCAGUACCAGACCGGCACCUCCUCCAACCACCCCCAGUACCAGAAGGCCAUCACCACUAACCCUAGACCCCAGAGUGCACGCUGCCUUCUUCAGACCAAAGGACAGAAGAGCAUGGACGGUUUCCAGGAGCAGCAGCUGUGUGUGAGGAUAGAGAAGAACCCAGGGCUUGGCUUCAGUAUCUCAGGAGGGCUCAGUGGCCAGGGGAAUCCCUUCAAGCCCUCUGACCUGGGUAUCUUUGUCACUAGGGUACAGCCUGAUGGGCCGGCCUCGUCGCUGCUGCAGCCGGGAGACAAGAUCCUGAAGGCCGAUGGACAUAGUUUUUUACACAUGGAACAUGAAACUGCAGUGUCUCUUCUGAAGAAUUUCCAGAAAACUGUGGACUUGGUUAUCUUGAGAGAGAGCACAAUUUAGAUAUUUUUAUAAAAAAUGACAAAAACAGAUUUUUCUCGCCCUGCGGGUUGCGGAACUGUGUACAGCCCAGUUUUUACUCUAGGAUCACAAACAUUUGCCAUUUGCUGGACCAAUGGCAAAUAUGAGUGCCAAAUGUACGAUAGGAAACAUAUCUGCUUGACUACCCAUGGACGUAGAGCUGCUCUCACGGCCCAGACUGGAGGUGGGUGCAGGUCUCUUCUACACCUUAUUUAUAAAGCCUUCUUUUUUUUGUUGUACUUUUCAGUUUUAGCUUUUCGUUUUCCUCUCUGAGCAUUAAAGCACACUAGUGGUUCAGAAGUUCCACGCUCCUCGGCACUGUCUAGCCUUGUGUACGUACAACACCUCCACACAUAACAAGUGCACUGGAGCGGGCCAGGAGGGACUAAUGGAGGACUAGCAUCAAUAUUGAAAACAGGUGGGAACUACGCUUCCUACCAGCUCACAGACCCUUUCUACCAAAAGGAAGAUUCUGAAGAAUCUUUUUUUUUUUUUUUUUUUUUUUAAGAUAAUAGAUCUUACCACCAUAUAUUUUAUGUUGUAAAAAAAAAACUGUUUACCUAUAUACCCAAUGAGUCACUGCAGUCUGUGUGCUAUAUUUUUGACAUUUAUUUAGUAACGUGUUUGUGCCAACUGGAAAGAGCUAAAGCAAUAUCUCACAGAGUAUUUUGGAACUAUGAACUACAGACUGUCCGAUAUAUCCCCACCUGCUGUUAGGACAAAUACCUGUUACACAUAGCUGGACGCUGUGUUCAAGGAAAUGCUUAAUCUCUGUUACGCUUCACUGCUUAGCUUGACCAAUUCAUAGAAAACCAAUUACUGAAGCAAAUCUCAUUUCAAAUUCAAGUUUUUGAGAAAGACGUUGCUAGGCAGGUAUUCACGUGUGAAUUAUGUCAUAUUUAAUAACAGCACUUGUGACAAAACACCAUCUCACCCUGUCACAAAGCUUGGCUUUAUCCUGUGAUGUUUAAGUAAGGCAUUAUCUGUGUUUUAAUGUCGAUUUUAGGGGUUCCUCUCACAUUUUCCCCCUCUUCUUUCUAAAGGUUUUCAACGAGACAGGUGACUAAUUAUGAUAGUUGGUGCCAUGAACCCCCAUGAACCCUAAUUCAACACACACAUAUGUAUAUAUAUAUAUACACACGUAUAUAUAUAGUUUCUGUAUGUAUAUAUACAUACAUAUAUAUAUUAUGUUUUUAUUUUUAUUUUGGUCAAAUGUAGCAUUAAAUGUGACAUUUUGAGCUAACAAAAGCACCUAAAGUUCCCACAUGUACCAGUUCCCUGUCCAGCUAAUGAUGCAUGGAACUGAGAUAUCCAGUCAAUUUUAAGUUUAAAUAUCAAAGACAUUGUAACAGAAACAGAAAGUUUGAUAAUAUAAUAAUUAUUUUUACUAAAUGUUUCAGGUAAUUAUUUAUAAUAUAUUGAUAUACCUAAGCUUUGCUUAAACUAUCAGAUUUUAUAAGGAUAAUUAAAGAGAAUGGAUACUUAUGACUCGGAAAACACAAAAUGUAUCAUCAUAUGUAUAAAAUGUAUUUAUACUGUAAUUGUGAAUUUGUGUAAUACACACACAUAUAAUAUAUAUAUAUAUAUAUGUAUAUUAAUAUAUAAACUGUCAUUUUUGUAUGUGUUUGAAAUACAAUUAGAUAUAAAAGUUAAUAUAUAGUAUUUCUCAGUAUAAUUGCAGUAUUGAUGUAAAUAAAUGUGAAUGAAAACACAUUGAACUACAGUAAUUGAUUCAUAUAAAUUCUGAAUGUUCUCUAAGCUUCUGCAGUAUAAAGACUUACUGGACAUGACUGCUGCUUCAUUGUUUGUGUGAGAAAUAAUUUGAUUUACAAAGAGACCUAUUCAGUUUAGUUGGGACAGAUUCAGUAAGUUUAUUAUACAAUUUAUUUAUUUGCACAUGCAAGUUUAAAUUAUUCCGGUUUUAUUUCUGUAACACAAAGAAAUGUAAUUGCCGAAGUAUAUAUUAUAUCAUGUGAUAAGAAUGCAUUUUGCAGACUACCUGUACAUACUCAAGAUACAUUUUUACAGAAAUAUGUAUAAAAUGGACAAAACAUAUGUGCCACAAAUACCAGAGCCAUUUUCAGCUUUGGGUGAACAGUUUUUCAGUAUAUAAGAGGUGUUUUCAAUAAUGUACUAAAGUCUCUAUUGUACAAAUAAUAAAAAGAAAAAUGUCACCAUUGUUAUUUUCCUGG